AUGGGUGAUCUCUUUGACGUCAUAACAGUUGCAGAAACAAAGCUGGAUAGUUCAUUUCCUUCAAGUCAAUUUGUAACGGAUGGUUACUCGAAUCCAUAUCGUUUAGACAUCAGCGCGAAUAGAGGUGGAUUGUUUACUUUUGUUAAGAGUGACAUCCCAUCACGUCGUCUUGAGCAGUUUAUCUUAAACCCUAAUAUUCAAGUUACAAUUGUUGAAUUAAGACUACGAAAACAAAAAUGGUUAGUAUGCAAAGCUCUAGAUUUCUAUAAUUAUGAUAAUAUCUUGAUAAAUGGUGAUUUCAACCUAGAUCCAGCUGAUACUGAUUUAGGGGAGUUUUUACUAACUCACUCCCUUUAUAAUCACAUGAAGGAGAAAACUUGUCGGAAGUCCUCUUCGGGAUCUUGCAUUGAUUUUAUUCUUUCCAACAGGAAACAUUCUCUCAUGCAUACAGGAGCGGCUGUAACUGGGUUGAGUGAUUAUCAUUCCUUAGUUUAUACAAUGCUUAAAACACAAUAUGUCAAACUACCACCACUUAAAAUUAGUUACCGGUGCUAUAAGAAUUUUGAUGAAACUUAUUUUUUAGAGGAUAUAUCUCGGUCUAUGACCAAUAUCUCAAAUUAUGAUGAUUUUCAUAGUAUAUUUACAUCUUUAUUAGAUAGGCAUGCUCCAUUGAAAACCAAGUUUCUCAGGGCAAAUAAUAGGCCCCAUGUCUCUAAAACUCUCAGAAAGGCGAUCAUGAAACGUUUGCGUCUUAAAAGGGUAGCUAACACUUCCGGGAAAGACGAUGAUGUGAGAGCAUUUAAAAAACAAAGAAACUUGGUGGUCAAUAUAAAUAGGCAGGACAAGAAAACUUUCUUUUCCAACUUUGGCCGAAGUAAUAUGAGUAAAGGUUUUUGGAAAUCGGUAAAACCUUUGUUUAAUGAAAAAGCCAAAUAUGGUAAAGAAAGAAUUACUCUUGUUGACAAAGAUAUAUUAUAUAAUAAUGAUACUCUUUCAUCCGAGUGUGAUGCUGUUCUUGCUGCAGUUGAGAAGUAUGCGUCUCACCCUAGUGUCCUCUUCAUUAAAUCGAAGAAACAGAUACAUACUUUUGAGUUGUCUCCAAUUUGUGAGGAUGUCAUGUUUAAGGAAAUUCUUGCGUUAGAUGAUAGCAAGAAAGUCAGUGGUUCGAUUCCAACGAAGAUUCCAGUGUUCCAUCUUUUAUCUUUGGCAGAGAUAAUCCCUUUAUAUAAAAAGGGUAGCUCCACAGACAAGGUAAAUUAUAGACCUGUCAGUUUGUUACCAACUGUUUCCAAAGUUUUUGAGAGAAUUUUAGCCAAACAACUGUUACCAUUCUUCAACACCUUUUUGUCUAAAUAUCUUUGUGGAUUUCGAAAGAGUUACAGCUGUCAGUAUGCUAUUUUAAACAUGCUUCAAAAGUGGCAAAAAUGUCUCUCAAUAUCUGGAAAAGUCGGUGCAGUUUUGAUGGAUUUAUCCAAAGCGUUUGAUUGUCUCCCUUUUGGUCUUUUAAUUGCAAAACUGGAGGCAUAUGGAGUUGGAUAUAAUACAUUAAAGCUGAGCUAUCUAUCAAACAGGAAACAUCGAGUGAGGUUGGGCUCCUCGAGGGUGCUAUCUGCAACUUUGCCGACGACAACACCAUCUUUAGUUGUAAAAGUAGCAUUACUGCUGUUCUAG
Hydractinia symbiolongicarpus is the source of this 1671-nucleotide messenger RNA. RefSeq lists its product as uncharacterized. The transcript is spliced from 5 exons. Bases 1 to 1671 code for a protein of 556 amino acids. Lineage: Eukaryota; Metazoa; Cnidaria; Hydrozoa; Anthoathecata; Hydractiniidae. The record is from RefSeq and is a predicted model, not a curated record.